AUGCUUUGCGAUAGAGUUUUAACCAGUAACGCAACAAGCAACAGAGAUUAUAAUCGCAGCCCGCUAAAUAACUUUGAAUACACUCGAGAGAAGGUCUCUAUUUCAUGGGAAAACCUCGAUGUAUUUGUCAAAGUUCCCCAGCCUUCGCUAAGGAAACGUUUGCAUUUAAUAAGUGAAGAACAAGAAAAACCGACAAGGAAGCAAGUCUUGUACAACCGUAAGUACCUCUUUUAUCUUUCUAUUGAAGCUUGUCUUUGCAAAGAACGAAUAGGCUCAUUUCAAUGUUCAAAUUUAAUUCAAAAUUUUUCUUUUUACGAAACUUAUCGCCAUGCCUUAAUAAAGGACACAAACAAACGUCAUGAAUAUGCACUGAUUAGUUCAUAUCCUUUGUUUCAACGGUGUUCUCUAGACCUCGAUAAGAAUGAACGAAGUCUUCAUAGUAAAAUUGUAAAAAUAUAUAUUCUUCUUUAAACUUUGUCUCGACACGGCCCAGUUCAGCUUUGGUUGAAGAAAAAAAAAGUUCGUAUACGAAGCAAUAUUCGAUCGACUAGAAAGCGAAAGUUUGCAAUUCAGCCAAAAAGGAAGUUUAUCUAAGAGGGUUCAGGUCUGCUCUUAGAGAUGCUUAGAGGGUAUAUUAAAUUUCUACUUCCGACGAAUGAAAUCUUAAUUUCGUUACAUCACGGUUACACACUCAACGAAAAAAGAUUUAAACAACGUUUCGAUGUGGCAAUGACAUCAUUAUCAUAUAAAAGAUAAAACUACACCGGACUUAACAGCUUAAGGUGACAAAAUAAAACAUUAAGGUAACAAAGAAACGUGGUAAUAGUAAAACGUAAGGGGUAAAAAUGCUUUACUAAAAAAAUGACAGUGAGCGGGAAAUUUGGUAACACCUUAUUCACUCGAAAAAGAUUCGCGGCGCAUGUUAAAUUCUUAGUUAAAAUCUUGAUGUGGCAUCUUUAUCGACGAAGUGCUUCCUUAUGUAUAAUCGAUAGUAAAAAAAAAAGUAGGUUCAACUAGAGUGUCACUUUCAAAUGGUAAAGUAUCGUCUGACGUCUGCACCCGACAUGUUUACCCCAUAACUACAUGUGUCAUGACUCCAGUCAGUGAUUUAGUAAUGCUCUUCUUUUUUUUUUUUUCAGGGGGGAGGGAGCAGAGAUGUAUGACUAGUGCAGGAGGAUACUAUUAUCUUUCUUUUAAUUACAGUGAGUGGAAGGAUUGACGCUGGCAGUUUAUUAGCAGUCAUGGGGGCGAGGUGA
Porites evermanni is the source of this 1256-nucleotide messenger RNA. The record is from the annotation of a GenBank genome assembly. Lineage: Eukaryota; Metazoa; Cnidaria; Anthozoa; Scleractinia; Poritidae.